CUAAUUUCGUUUCGAGCAUUCACAAGCGUUGAAAAGUCAUAUAAGUUUAUAAAGUAGCCAGUUAAAAGCACAAUGACGAGCAAUGAAAUUAUGAUCUCUGGGGCAAGCCCUUGUUCUGGUUCUAUUCAGAUAUCUGGGGCAAAAAAUGCCACUUUGCCGUUAAUGGCCGCUUGUCUACUGACAGAUAAGCAAGUUGUGUUAGAAAAUGUCCCUAAAAUCAGCGACAUUGAUAAAAUGAAAACACAAUUAGAAUCCUACGGCGUGAAAGUCAUCGAGCGCGGUUCGAGACGGGUUUUACAAGCGACAAGUGUCAAAACAGAAUUUUCGCCAACAAGCAGUGACGAUUCAAAUACGCGAGGCUCUUUUUUGGUUUUGGGCCCUCUCCUAGCACGAUUGAAGGCAGCGAAAGUGCGCCACCCUGGGGGGUGCCAAAUCAGUAAAGGCGGCCGUCCUGUUAACUACCAUAUCGAAGCAUUACGAGAAAUGGGGGCAACAUUGGAAUCCGAUCGUAAAUGCAUCAAGUUAAAGGCUAACCUAGGCUUGCACGGAACCAAAAUCGAUUCGAAAAUGUCUGUCGGAACAACUGAAAACGUUAUCAUGGCAGCGUGUCUCGCAGACGGACAGACUGUAAUCACAAAUGCAGCAGUUGAACCAGAAAUCAUUGAUUUGAUUAAAAUGUUGAAUGCAAUGGGUAUGAACGGGAAUAUUGGAGUGAACGAGCAUGAAAAUAAGAUUGUCAUCAAUGGACGCAGUGGUACCCUUCUGAAUGGUUGCACGCACACAGUAAUUCCAGGUAGGCUGAACAUCCCCUACACUUCUAUAAUCAUCUAAUUUUUACUAUUGUAAUUACCGUAGAAAAUACCCUCUUAAAUAAAUUAAAACUUUUAUCAUUCUAAUUUUCAGAUCGUAUUGAAGCUGGUACAUGGGCCAUCGCUGCAGCUAUUACCGGUGGGUCAUUGCUCCUAAAGAUGAACUCUGAUAUCGGCCAGAGAAUCAUGGUUCCUACCCUUGAAAUGUUGAAAAAAGCAGGUGUAGAUGUGGAAUGGAAACGCAACGGGUUGCAAGUCCAACGUCUUGGCCAAAUCAAACCUGUGAGCAUAACUACAGGCCCUUUCCCAAAAUUCCCCACUGAUCUGUUGCCACAAUGGGUGACUUUCAUGACCAAGGCAAAUGGUUCUUCCAGACUCAAAGAUACCAUUUAUGAUAAUCGAUUCAGCCACGUUCCACAUUUGGAAACUAUGGGUGCAAGUUUCACCAAAUUGUCGGAUACAGAAUAUCAAGUCGAUGGUAAUGCUAAUUUAAGAGGGAAUCGCGUUGAAGCUACAGAUUUGAGAGCUGGAGUCGCCUUGAUUUUGGCAGGAUUGGCAGCAGAAGGAACCACAGUGGUCAGACAGUUUCAACAUGUGCUUCGAGGGUAUGAAGACAUCAAAGAAAAGCUUGGGUGUUGGGGUGUGCAAUUUCAGAAUCUGCCUCAAACUCGGCAAGGCUUUCAUGGUGGAAACCGUCGUCAAGUCCGACAAGAGGGUCCAGUCCAACACGACCGCAAACGACGUUAAAUUUCAUGUUUUUUUUCCAAAACGAGUCAUGCACGUUAGUUAUAUUUUCUUAGUGUAUUUUAAGACGUUUUAAGCUUGUUUUUAAUUCUAUAUACUUUUAGUUGAUAGUGUACUAAAUUAGCAUGUAAUUUAUGUAAUGAUUUAGUUUUGUUUAUAUUGUUAAUUAAGUUUAAAUUCCAGUAACUUUAGAAUGCUGUAUAGUAUAGCAUUGUAAUUGCGACAAAUAACUUGUAAUUAAAUAAAAAAUAUGAAAACAAAAAAAAAAACAUAAAAAGAAUGAGAUAAAGAAAAAAAGGAAAGAAACUAUGCACGAAAAAUAGAUAAAAAAUUUAAAAAAAUUAUAACUGUUGAUUAGAACGGUUAAACACUUUACAUACCAAUUAAGGAUAAUUUAAAGUAUAUUUAUCAAAGUAGAAAUAGUUAAAAUACGGUAAAAACAUGAACUCGUUUUGAUAUUAUCUGGAAUUACUGUGUGUCUGCUCGCAUUCAGAUGAAACAACAGCUUCCUUCAAUAACAAUCGUAUUUUUGGUUCUUGCUCGCUACAGUAUUAGCGUUCGUGGCCAUUUCCUUCAACAAAGUGAUCAAAUCAAUGAUUUCUGGUUCAACCGCUGUAUUUGUGAUUACAGUCUGUCCCUCUACGGGCCACGCUGGCGUUAGGGUAGUUUGGAUAGGCGGCAUUGUGCCCAGUUACCUGUGCCCAAGGGAAGAGGAAUGAAUGGGCAGCAGACCAGCCGGUGGUGGGGGUAUAGAAGGCAAAUGCCCACGAAGACUGUCAUAUGUCCAACAGCCUUCCAAACCUCACAACAUGUCACUUCGAUAGCCAUCUGUAGAAACAACAGAAUGAUUGAUAGAAAUCACAAAUUUGGGGGUGAGGGUCUGUCAUGUUGAGGAACCUAAUAGCCGUCGGCUCACAACUCAGUAUAUGUUUGCCUCUCACCCUUGACUUUACCCUAUGCAUUAACACACUCCCCGCUCUUUUUGCGCAGACAACGUAGUAUCCGCGUAGACGCAAACUUGAUCCGUCUAUUAUUAUAAAACUAUUAGGAAAAUAUCAGGCAUGAUUUGAUCUUAGUCCUAAUGACAAAAUUCGUGACCGGUUAUCCACAGAACAUAACCCCCCUCCCCCUACCGCCACCCCACCCCACUGUUGACAUUGUGAGACUAAAAAGUAAAAGUAACAUUAUAUCUGAAGUGGCUUUGUGUUCCAUUGUUAUGUUGAUAACACUCCAGCAAAUGAGCAACAUUGAAACGAGGGAGGCCGAGGGAGGUUUACAUGUUAUUUUGCGCAACUUAUUUACAAAACUAAUACAAGUGUCCAUGUGUCCCACCCUUCAAGUUAAAAAUAGUGAUAGCAUUUUUUCUCCGAACCAUUGCCAGCAUAGAUCGCGCUAUUCUAACUGCUUGAACAACUUUUCGCUUACAAUUAUACUAUAAUCCAUCACUAGAAACUAGCACCCUGACAAAAUCAUUCCGCCUCAAAUCUCGUUCCAGAAAAGCGGUUAAAGAGUUAUAUGUUAACAUUAUAUUAAAAUUUCCGAUACAUCGUAUUUUAUGUACAUGCAGUAUAAACCAUUGAACUAUGGUAUAAACAAGUUCUAGAACACUAUAAUGACAUAAUUUUUCUACAUGCAGGGAAAACCCCGAAUUUGCAUAUGUUUAAUAAUUUGCAUGCGUGGGACACGGCAUGCACAAUUUCAACAUAUGAUUACUUCAGAAGGAGUAGAAUGUUAAAAACCUAUAUUAUUAAGAAUAUUGAUAAAAUAUACACUUUUUCACUUAAAACUAGGACUUAAACAUUUAUUUUUUUGACGUUUUUUCCAUUUUCCAAAUAAAACUACGGUAUUAAAAAUUCUUACGUCAUGCAACGUUGCAAAACAAAUUUCUGCAAGCGUUGCAAAAAAAAUUCCUGCGAGAUUAAAUAUUAUGAUACUAGCACUGUAACUUUUAUAUGAGCACAACUUCACUUGCCGAUUUUAAACCACCUCUGUGUCGUUAAUAUAAGUGUUAAUUACCGGACACCCAUUUCAAAACGUCAUGUCGGCCAAUUCCAUGCCUUUGAUUCGAACAUCUUCAUUCAUUGUCAUUCAGCUUUUAUUAUAAAAUACAAGAAUAUGUUGGUUAACUCUAAAAGAGUGACUAAAUAUAAAUUGAUCAUAUUAAACCUUAAGUUUUAAGGAUGAACCUCUUUCUGUAGACUUAAAGCUUAUCUUGAAGAAUAAAUAAUACAGCAUUUGUUUGAAACGAAAGCCUACAUGUGCAAGUAAACCGCAAUAACAAUGUUCAUAUUUUUAUGAAACACUACACGGAACAAAACGUAAUUUCUUUAGCUAGCCGGCCAAACGUUCUAGUUUAUCUUUUAGCAUGAGUGGUUAUAUGUCGGUUUAAUUGAUUAUGACAUCUAGCUAUUCACUAACGAUACUCAAUUCAGUCAUUCAACGUUCUACUUCUUUGUCCAUUCAAAGACGAAAUAACACAAACUGGUAAGCUUGGAUAUUGCUAAAUUUCACCAAAAUUUAGUUCGAAUCUACGAAAAUUUCCUGUAAGACCAAAUUAUAGUAUAUGUAAUGUAACGUUUCUAAAUAUAUAUAUUUUAAUUUUUAAACGCAGCUGCCAGAUUGUUGAGUGUUUCAAACAAUUGACUUCCGGACUAAACAAGCCCCAACGUGUGCACUACAUGCGGGCGGGGUUUCCCCUCAUUUCUAGCUAUUCAGUCGAAUUUCUACAAUAAAUUUCCAACUUUACAUUCGCCAAAAAUGUUGAAUGUAAUUCAAUUCACAACAAAAAAUAUAAAUAGAACACUAUUAGCGUAUUUUAUCAGUUUUUUAAUACGUUCUGUCCGGUUUGGGCCGAAAAAUCGAACAGCUUUCGCCCAAUUCUCGGCCUUCAAUCGCUACCAGUCGUAGGCCGAAAUGUGCUCUAAAAAUAGCACGUUCGUAAUAUUAUAAUUAGAAUAAUGACGACAGUGUGUAAUUAUAAAUUUUGUUAUGCUGGCAAAAUAAUUUUCCUUAGUCACAAAAAAAUACCCCUAAAACUUUCGAUGAGAACAGCAAAAAAUCAAAAAUGCCCUAAAAUAACUUUCCCGAAUGAGUAAUUUCUGCCUCUAAAAAUAAAACCCUCUAGUAUAAAAGCCCGCGCUAGUUUAGUUCUGAUCAUAAGCAUUUACCAGCAUAUAGAAAAGGAAAGAAUUUAUAAGGAAGCCACUUAGAAGCACAAUGACGAACAACGAAAUUAUGAUCUCUGGGGCGGGCCGUUGUUCUGGUGCUAUUCAGAUAUCUGGAGCGAAAAAUGCCACUUUGCCGGUAAUGGCUGCUUGUCUACUGACAGAUAAGCAAGUUGAGUUAAAAAAUGUCCCUAAAAUCAGUGACAUUGACGUAAUGAAAAAGCAAUUACAAUCCUAUGGCGUACAAGUAAACGAGAACGGUUCGAGACGGGUUUUACAAGCGACAAGAAGCCAAACAAGAUUUUCGCCAACGAACAGUGACGGUUCGAAAACGCGAGGCUCGUUUCUUGUUUUGGGCCCUCUCCUUGCACGAUUUGGGGCAGCGAAGGUGUACUACCCUGGGGGAUGCCAAAUCAAUGCAGGCGGCCGCCCUGUAAACUACCAUAUCGAAGCAUUACAACUCAUGGGGGCAACUCUCGAACCGAAUUCUGAGUAUGUCUCGUUGAAAGCUAGCCAGCAAGGCUUGCGCGGAGCCGUAAUCCAUUUCCCACAAAUUUCCGUCGGAGCAACCGAAACUGUUAUCAUGGCAGCGUGUCUCGCAGACGGACAGACUGUAAUCACAAAUGCAGCAGUUGAACCAGAAAUCAUUGACUUGAUUAAAAUGUUGAAUGCGAUGGGCAUGAACGGACGUAUCCAAGUGAACGAGCGUCAAAAUACUAUUGUCAUCAAUGGAAGCCGUGGUACCCUUCUGAUUGGUUGCACGCACGCAGUAAUGCCAGGUAACUUUUAGCUUUAGAAACCAUUAGGUAGAAACCAUUAGGUAUUUGAAUUCUAGGAGGCACACGUAAGAGAUAUGGUUAGCGCGUUGCUCCCGAUUGUCAUUCACAGGGCCGCCGAGAGGGAGGGGCAGGGGGGGGGGCAAAUUGCCCCGGGCCCCGAGGUGCUGGGGGCCCCUGAAUAUUUUUUGUUGGGCCCCAGUCGUUUUUGUGUGUUAAAAUUUCCGCGCAAAGAACAAGAUUUUUUGGGGGUUGGGCUAAGCACCGAAAUUUAGCAUGAAAAAUUGAGAUAAAGUCCCUGGCGGCCCUGGUCAUUCAUUCUCUUCUGUGCAUGCUCUGAAGGUUUUCAACUGUUAUUAACAAUAGAAAAUGCCCUCUCAUAGUAAUAUUUUAUCGUUAUUAUUUUUAGAUCGUAUCGAAGCUGGUACAUGGGCGAUUGCAGCAGCCAUUACAGGUGGUAAGUUGCUUUUGGAGAUGGAUCCAGGAAUCGGAAGAAACAUCAUGGUGCCUGUCAUUCAAACGUUGCAACAAGCAGGUGUACAUGUGGAAUGGAAACUCAAUGGAUUUGAAGUUCAACGAUUUGGCCAAAUAAAACCUGUGAGCAUAACUGCAGGCCCUUUUCCUGCAUUCCCCACUGACCUGCUACCACAAUGGGUCACCUUCAUGACUCUGGCAAAUGGUCCGUCGGAUCUCAGAGAUACAAUCUGGAAUAAUCGAUUCAGCCACGUUCCACAUUUGGAAAGAAUGGGCGCAACAUUCACGAGAUUGCCAGAUGGAGGAUAUCGAGUCCAUGGUAAUGCACGUUUGAGUGGAAAUCGCGUCGAUGCUACAGAUUUGAGAGCUGGAGUCGCCUUGAUUUUGGCAGGAUUGGCAGCAGAAGGAACCACGGUGGUCAGACAGUUUCAACAUGUGCUUCGAGGUUAUGAAAAGAUCAAAGAAAAGCUUCGGUGUUGGGGUGUCCAAUUUCAGAAUUUGCCUCAAACUCGGCCAGGCUUUCAUGGUGGAAACCGCAUUUAAGUCCGACACGAUUGUCAACGACGUUAACUUUCAUGAUUUUUUCCCAAAACGAGUCAUUGCACAUUAUUCAUUAAUAGCUUAGAAUUCUUAAAACGUUUUAAGCUGCUUAAUUCUAAUUCUAUAUCGUCUAUACAUGCUUUCUUAUAUUGUAAUAAACUCAUGUAAUUCAUGUAAUGAUCUAGUAAUGAUCUAGAUAAUGUACUGUUAAUUAAUUAAGUUUAUAUUACUUUCAUUAAUUAUAGUAAUUUUAGAAUGUUGACAGCAAUUUUAUCAAAUUGCGACCAACAAGUAAUUUUUAAUCACCAUAUAGACAAAAACAAAAUAGAAAAAAAAAACAAUUAAAACAUGCGGGGGGAAAACAAAAAAAAAAAUAAAAUAGACAAAAAAGAACUUAUAAUUGUUGAUUAGAACUUAAUCAAAGUAGAAGUAGUUUUGAAAGACUUGGAAAUAAGUAAAAACAUGAACUCGUUUUGAUAUUAUCUGGAAUUACUGUGUGUCUGCUCGCAUUCAGAUGAAACAACAGCUUCCUUCAAUAACAAUGGUAUUUUUGGUUCUUCCUCACAUCCUUAUUGGCGUUCGUGGCCGUUCCUUCAACAAACUGAUCAAGUCAAUGAUUUCUGGUUCAACCGCUGCAUUUGUGAUUGCAGUCCGUCCCUCUACGGGCCACGCUGGCGUUAGGAUAGUUUGGAUACUGCCGGUAUUUUGCCCAGUUGCGGGGGCAGGGGAAGAGCAAUAGGCAGCAGACCAGCCGGGGGUGGGGGUUUAGAAGGCAAAUGUCUCACGAAGCGGACUGUUCAACAGCCUUCCAAACCUUACAACAUGUCACUUCGAUAGCCAUCUAUAGAAACAACAGAGUGAUUGAUAGACAUCACAAAUUUUUGGGGCGAGGGUCUGCAUGUCAUGUUGAGGAACCUAAUAGUCGUGGGCUACACAACUCAGUUUAUGUUGGCCUCGCCCUUGACUUUACCCUAUGCAUUGACACACUCCCCGGCUCUUUUUGCGCAGUCGAACGUAGUAUCCGCGUAAACGCAAACUUGCCUCAGCGUACGGUUUGUCUUGAAGAAUGAUCCGUCUGUCAAUCUGUGUGUUACUUAUAAUUAUACGGCAUUAGACGAACUAUUAGGAAAAUAUCAGGCAUAUAUGAUUUGCUCCUAAUGACAAAAUUCGUGACCGAUUACCCACAGUAACAUAACCCAUCUGGCCUGUUCAACAUUGUGAGACUAUAUCUGAAGUGGUUUUGUGUUCUAUUGUUAUCUUGAUAACAUUCCAGCAAAUGGGCAACAUUGAAACGGGGGAGGGGGAAGGUGUGUUAUAUUGCGCAACUAUUUACAAAACUAAUACGAGUGACCAUGUUCCCACCUGAUAUCAUUUUUCUCAGAACCAUUGCCAGCAUAGAUCGCACUAUUCUAACUGCUUGAACAACUUUUCGCUUACAAGUAAUAUACUUUAUAUAAUAACAACAGUGAAACACGCAAUUUGAUUGGUUAAUAGCCGUGCAUCAAUUAAAAUGCCUUCGCGGGAUUUUCGCGGGAUUCACAAAAUGUCAUUGUUUCACUGUAGUUAUUUUAUAAAACAAUUACCAAAUGGUUUUCCAAGCAGGAUAGCGUGAUCCAUGCACUUGGGAUGUUGCUCGACUUUCGGAAAGCGUAAAAAUACACUCGCCUGCGGCUCGAGUAUUUUUACGCUUUCCGAAAGUCUCGCGUCAUCCCUCGUGCAUGGAUCACGCAAUCCUGCACGGAAAACCAUUCGGUAUUCCUUUAAUAAUCCAUCACUAGAAACCAUAGAUAUAGGAGACCUAUGCUAGAAACUAGCACCCUGACAAAAUCAUUCGCAUUCAUUCCGCCUCAAAUUUCGUCCCAGCAAAGCGGUUAAAAUUUCCGAUACAUCGUAUUUUAUGUACAUGCAGUAUAAACAAGUUCUAGAACACUAUAAUGACAUAUUUUUUUUACAUGCAGGGAAAACCCCGAAUUUGCAAAUGUUUAAUAAUUUGCAUGUGUGGGACACGGCAUGCACAAUUUCAACAUAUGAUCACUUCAGAAGGCUAGAAUGUUAAAAACCUAUAUUAUUAAGAAUAUUGAUAAAAUAUGCACUUUUUCACUCAAAACUAGGACUUAAACAUUUAUUUUUUUAACGUUUUUUUCCAUUUCAAAUUUCCCAAAUAAAACUACGGUAUUAAAAAUUCUUACGUCAAAACAAAUUUCUGCAAGCGUUGCAAAAAUUUUCUGCGAGAUUAAAUAUUGUGAUACUAGCACUGUAUAAACUUUUAUAUGAGCACAACUUUACUUGGCGAUUUUGAACCAAUUCCGGUGUCGUUACUGAUAAGUGUUAAUGACUGGACACCCAUUUCAAAACGUCAUGUCGAUUGUAGGCCAUUUCAUGCCUUUGAUUCGAACAUUUUCAUUCAUUGUCAUUCAGCUUUUAUAAAAUACAAGAAUAUGUUAGUCAACUCUAUUACCUUAAGUAUUAAUAAUGAACCUCUUUCAGUAGACUUAAAGCUUAAUAUUUUCAAGAAUAAAUAGUACAGUAUUUGUUUGAAACGAAAGUCUACAUGUUACAAUGUUCAUGUCUUCAUGAAACAUAACACGGAACAAAACGUAAUUUCUUUAGCUAGUCGGCCAAACAUUCUAGUUUAUAUUUUGGCAUGAGUGGUUAUAUGUUGGUUUAAUUAAUUAUCAUCAUGACACCUAGCUCUUACUAACGGUAUUCAAUUCAGUCAUUCAACGUUCUACUUCUUUGUCUUUGCCCAUUCAAAGACGAAAUAACGGACUAUUAAAGCUUGGAUAUUGCUAAAUUACACCAAAAUUUAGUUCGAAUUUACGAAAAUUCCCUCUAAAAGCGAAUUAUAGUAUGUAUUAAAUGUUUUUAAAUAUAUAUAUUUUAAUUUUUAACCGCUGCUAGAUGUCGCGUGUUUUAAACAAUUAACUUCCGCACUAAAAAACAAGCCCCAGGUUUGCUGCGUGCGGGCGGGGUUUCCCCUCAUUUAUAUUCAGUCGAAUUUCAACAAUAAAUUUCAAACUUUACAUUCGCCAAAAUGUUGAAUACAAUUCAAUUCACAACAAAAAAUACAAAUAGAACACUAUUAUGGCAUUUUAGCAGGUUUUUAAUACGUUUUGUUCGGUUUGGGCCAACAAAUCGAGCAGCUUUCGCCCAAUUCUCGGCCUUCAAUCGCUACUUGUCGUGGGCCGAAAUGUGCUCUAAAAAUAGCACGUUCGUAAUAUUUAUAAUUGGAAUAAUGACGACAGUGUGUAAUUUUAAAUUUUGUUAUGCUAGCAAAAUAAUUUUCCUUAGUCACAAAAAAAUACCCCUAAAACUUUCGAUGAGAACAGCAAAAAAUCAAAAAUGCCCUAAAAUAACUUUCCCGAAUGAGUAAUUUCUGCCUCUAAAAAUAAAACCCUCUAGUAUAAAAGCCCGCGCUAGUUUAGUUCUGAUCAUGAGCAUUCGUGAGCAUUCAUGAGCAUUCACCAGCAUAGAAAAGGAAAGAAUUUAUAAGGAAGCCAUUUAGAAGCACGAUGACAAGCAACGAAAUUAUGAUCUCUGGGGCGCACGGUUGUUCUGGUUCUAUUCAGAUAUCUGGGUCGAAAAAUGCCACUUUGCCGUUAAUGGCUGCUUGUCUACUGACAGAUAAGCAAGUUUUGUUAGAAAAUGUCCCCCAAAUCAGCGACAUUGAUAAAAUGAAAACGCAAUUACAAUCCUACCGUGUACAAGUAAACGAGAAUGGUUCGAGACGGGUUUUACAAGCAACAAGAAGCCAAACAAGAUCUUCACCAUCGAACAGUGACGGUUCGAAAACGCGAGGCUCGUUUCUUGUAUUGGGCCCUCUCCUUGCACGAUUUGGGGCAGCGAAGGUGUACUACCCUGGGGGAUGCCAAAUCAAUGCAGGCGGCCGCCCUGUGAACUUUCACAUCGACGCUUUACAAAGAAUGGGGGCAAGCUUGGAAUCGAAUCAUGAAUACAUUGAGUUAAAAGCAAACCAAGGUUUGCGCGGAGCUCGAAUCCAUUUCCCACGAAUUUCCGUCGGAGCAACCGAAACUGUUAUCAUGGCAGCGUGUCUCGCAGACGGACAGACUGUAAUCACAAAUGCAGCAGUUGAACCAGAAAUCAUUGAUUUGAUUAAAAUGUUGAAAGCGAUGGGCAUGAGCGGACGUAUCCAAGUGAACGAGCGUCAAAAUACUAUUGUCAUCAAUGGCCGCGAUGGUACCCUUCUGAAUGGUUGCACGCACACAGUAAUUCCAGGUAACUAACUAUUAAAUAGAAUAGUAGUAAAACCGAGUGACAGGUGCGAUUGAUUAAUUAAUUAAUUAAUUAAUUAAUUAAUUAAUUAAUUAAUUAAUUAAUUAAUUAAUUAAUUAAUUAAUUAAUUAAUUAAUUAAUUAAUUAAUUAAUUAACGCACUGCCCUUCUAUGCCGUAAAUUACCCUCUUAAAUUAAAACUUUUAUCAUUCUAAUUUUCAGAUCGUAUUGAAGCUGGUACAUGGGCAAUCGGAGCAGCUAUUACCGGCGGGUCAUUGCUCCUAAAGAUGAAUCCCGAAAUCGGCCAAAAAAUCAUGGUUCCUGUCCUUCAAAUGUUGCAAAAAGCAGGUGUACAUGUGCAAUGGACACACAACGGAUUGCAAGUCCAACGUCGUGGCCAAAUCAAACCUGUGAGCAUAACUACAGGCCCUUUCCCAGAAUUCCCCACUGAUCUGUUGCCACAAUGGGUGACCUUCAUGACCCAGGCAAAUGGUCGUUCCAGACUCAAAGAUACCAUCUAUGAUAAUCGAUUCAGCCACGUUCUACAUUUGAAAACUAUGGGCGCAAGGUUCACUAGAUUUUCCAAUCGAGAAUAUGAAGUUCAUGGUAAUGCUAAUUUAAGAGGGAGUCGCGUUGAAGCUACAGAUUUGAGAGCUGGUGCUGCAUUGGUACUGGCCGCAUUGGUAGCAGAUGGUAGCACCAAAAUUAAAGAGUUUGAACACGUGUUGCGAGGGUAUGAAGAUAUCAAAGGAAAGCUGAGACGUUGGGGUGUUACUUUUCAAGAUUUGCCUCCAAGCCGAGAAGGAUUUUAUGGCAGUAACGAUGAAUAUUGGUCAUGCAUUUUGUUUUAGUCAUAAACUGAACGUUUCACGGAUAUGAUUUUUAAUACGUUUUAAGGACUUCUUAAGGAUGUUUAACACUGUAUGUUUUUAAAUGGGAUGUUGUGAUGAACCUAUAUUAAUCUAUGUAAUGUUUUAGUUUGUUUUGCUUAAAAGGUUGUAUUUCGUUACUGAAUGUAAUUGCGACCAGUAAUUUGUAUAAUUACCAUGUAAACAUAAAUAAAAAAGUGGAAAAAAACAUAAAAAGAAUAAGAAAAACGAAAAAAAAUAUGUAAAAAUAGGCAAAAAAGAAAAAAAAGCACAAACUUAAAACUGUAGAUUAGAACUGCUAGAACGCUUUACACCAAAAACAAUUUAAGUUGAAGUAGUUGAACUGAUAGUAAAAACGUGAACUCAAUAGUAAAAACAUGAACUCGUUUUGAUAUUAUCUGGAAUUACUGUGUGUCUGCUCGCAUUCAGAUGAAACAACAGCUUCCUUCAAUAACAAUCGUAUUUUUGGUUCUUGCUCGCUUCAGUAUUGGCGUUCGUGGCCAUUUCCUUCAACAAACUGAUCAAAUCAAUGAUUUCUGGUUCAACCGCUGCAUUUGUGAUUACAGUCUGUCCCUCUACGAGCCACGCUGGCGUUAGGGUAGUUUGGAUAGGCGGUGUUUUCAUUUGCCCAGUUGCGGGGCCAGGGUGAGGGGAAUUGGCAGCAGACCAGCCGGGGUGAGUGGAUGGGUGGAGACAAAUGUUCCAAGAGCACCUUUGAACAGCCUUCCAAACCUUACAACAUGUCAUUUGAAAAUGCAGCCAGUAGCUGUCUGAAGACCACGGAAUUAUAUAAAUAAUAUAUUGUAGUUUUUGGGGUGGAGAUCUGUCAUACCAAGAAACCCGAUAGUCGUGGACUACCCCCACUCUGGUUAUGCUGGUCUCGCCCAGUCGCCUUUGACUUUGCCCUAUUCAUUGACACCCCCUCCUCCUCCUUAUCCUUCUUUGGUGCCACCUUGCAAAAUGUUGAAACCUCGUUAGCAUAAAUCACUCUCUGUAAAUCUAAAUAAAAUUAAACCUUACUGUAAUGUAUUGUAACUCAAUGACGAAUUUCUUUUAGCAGUCUUAAUUAAGGCCCUGUCACACUAUUGCGUAUAAGAGAAACGUAUGGAAAGCGUAUGAAAAUAAAUGAAAUAAUUUUCAUACGCACAAAAAUCCUUUGAAAUGCCAGCGUAUGAGUACCGUACAUCUGGCGUACCUCUAGCGUAUUCAGCGUGUGCCUAGAGUAUGCUUAUCGUAUAAAGCAUACGUCCGAAUACGCACAAAAUUUUUGAACAUGCUUAAAAAAAAUUUUCUGCCUCGGCGUAUGCCACCGUAUGCGACCGUGCUUGAAACGUAUACCACGUAUGCCUAACGUACUCCUAGCGUAUGUCAGCGUAUACCGGCGUAUGAGUGAUAUUUUUCAUACGCUGGCAUACGCUAGCACGAUACGCAAUAGUGUGACAGGGCCUUUAAAGCUUAUCUUGAAAUUUUAAAAUCGGUCAUACAAGAUUCUUUGCCAUGCUUAAUUUAGCAUCCAAAGACGAAAUAACAAGUUAUUAAACGUUGGAUAUUGCUAAAUUAUACCAAAAUUUAGUUCGAAUCUACGAAAAAUUGGCUGUAAGUUAUAGUACGCUUCUAGAUCAUCGAGUACUUUGACCUUCCGGUCUAAAACAAGCCCCAACGUGUCCACAUGUCCACGGGGUUUCCCCUAUAUUAGAAAAGGAUGACCUCAUUUGUAUUAAGGAGGCACGAGUUGUUCCAACAACGCUGAAUAAUAACUGCCAAUAAUCGCGCUAUUCUAGCUACUUCAUCCAGAUACCCAUUUAGGUGUAUAAAUUAUUGAAGUAUAAAUAGGGAAUAAGGCAAACCGUCAGGAAAAUACACGUACGAUUUGUUGCCAAACAAUUGCCGGUAUAGAAAGCCUUAUUAUCAUUGCUGGUUUGUCGGUGUUGUGUUUAAGCUAUUAAGAUUGAUAUUCUGUCAGACGUUUAAUUUGGGCAAGUUUGAUGCAUCUUCGCGGCUUACAUGCAUGUAAGUCUAGUAUAAAUCACGACAGUGUAUCCGUAUUAAAGAGUGGAUAUGUUACGUUGUAUUAAAAUUUCCAAUAAAUAAUAUCAUUUUAUUUUUGUUAAAGUAAAGUUUUAUACGAGCCGAAAUAGCAUCUCUUGGAUCACUUACUAAUGGCUGCGGAGGAGGCUAGAAUUGAGCGUUUAUUCUAGGUCGUGGCUUUAAAGUCAAUUCUAGACGGUCACUUCUAGCUUCCUCCGCAGGCAUCAGUAUAAGUAGUGAACUUUAGAUUCGCCGGCUACGGCUACGAAAUCUAGUCAGUACGACUACGAGAUUUUUUCCAUUAAAUACCAAGCUACUAAAAACUUAUAAUAGUACGUGGUUUGGCGCAACUGUUGCUAUAAAGAUGUGGUAUGCAAAGGAAAGGACGAUAGAAAGUCUGUAAUAGCAGAUAUUUAACGAAAAAUCUCGUAGUCGUAUCAGAUUUUGUAGCCGUAGCGAAUCUAAAGUUCCCUAAUGAAUCAAGAGACGGCGGCUACGCUGUGGCGAUGGCUAAACUAGAUCAAUUCGUUUACAGCUACGCUGCGACGGAGGCUAGGUCAAUUCGUUCAAUAAACCCAGGGUUAAAAGCUAGGCCUAAAUAAACUGCGACUUAUAGCAAAUUAUCUGUUCAUACACGAGUUGUUCACGAUUUAUGGCCAUAAAUCAUAAUUUUAUAUUAAAAUGGUUUGAUGUAAUUUCUUCUGCAAUAGAACUAUUAUAUGAUAGUUUUAAGUGAAAACUGAAAAGGUGUAUAUUUUAUUAAUAUUUCAAAUGAUAAAGGUUUUCAAUAUUCUAGCCUUCAAAAAGUGUUUAUAUUCUGAAAUUUCAUGCGAGGGUGCAUACCGUAACAUAUGCAAAUCUGGAUUCGGCGGGGUUUUCCCAACUCAAAUUAUUCCUUACAUCAUAC
Molecule: messenger RNA, 14543 nt
Organism: Paramuricea clavata
Lineage: Eukaryota; Metazoa; Cnidaria; Anthozoa; Malacalcyonacea; Plexauridae
Source: the annotation of a GenBank genome assembly